GGGUAGCUAUCUAUGGGAUUUUACUUUUGUUGACCUUGAGGAUACGUGGAAAAAGAUACAUCAUUAUUUAUCACUUCCUCAGCGUGGUCAAACUUUAAAGUAUUCCGUCUCAGGAUUUACGGCUCCAAUUAGGGUAUAACAAUUUUCUUAUAUUUAAAUUGUUUUAUUGUUAUAUUUUUUAUUUUAAUUUUAACUUUUAUUACUGUUAUUGUACAAAAUUGUAGAUAUGGAUAUAUGAGAUCAUUCCGGCUGUUCGUGCAUGUGGAUUUGCAUUGAGAAAAAAUAAAGACUUGCCUCGGAUGAAAAGAUGGAGCGGAACAAAAAAAUUGAAAUGGGUUGACAUGAACAAGAUUUGGUCAAAGAUGCAGGAGGGGCUACCACCAAGACAAAACAUGUUACCGGGUGAUGGUGAGAUGACAUCUUUUUAUUAUAUGUCAUUUCAAGAGUAUGUAUAUGGUGAAGGGAAAGCAGUUCCAUCCCCAGUACGGGACCAUUUUAGGAGACAAGACGAAUCUUCGUCUAGUAUGUCGUCCAGUGGUCGCUCUCAUGGUAGAGGUCGGGGCAGUGGGAAACACAAGCUAGACGAGUUGUUGAAACGGGUACAUGCACUGGAGCAGCAUGUGUUUAUGAAUCAACAAAAACCUACAAAGGUUUUUGUUGAAGAAGUGAAUAAUGAACAAUUUUGGAACGACAUUAUUUUUGAGGAACCGACAGUGUCACAAAGAAAUUAUGAUGAACAGGUGUUGGAGGAGAGUACUCAGUAUGUGGGGAACAAAUUUGAUGAUGAUGUGUGUGAUGUAAACGAUUAUAGUGAAGUUAAAGAGGUUAUUAUAUAG
This is a messenger RNA of Lactuca sativa (garden lettuce), 836 nucleotides long. NCBI's taxonomy places the organism in Eukaryota, Viridiplantae, Streptophyta, Magnoliopsida, Asterales, Asteraceae. The record is from RefSeq and is a predicted model, not a curated record.